UAAAACCUUCAGCCAAUCAGAUUUUACCAUCUGUAAACAUGGCGCCUGACUUUCGGUGGCAGUGUUUUGUGCUCCUCUUUUGUACUUUUUUGCUUUAUUCUACAGCGACUGACGGCAAAGAGAAGCCGAGGAAGAAGAAGGACAUCAGAGACUACAAUGACGCAGACAUGGCGAGGCUACUUGAAGAAUGGGAGAAGGAUGACGACAUCGAGGAGGGAGAUCUUCCAGAGCAUCGCAGGUCUCCUCCUCCCAUUGACUUCUCCAAGGUGGACGCGUCCAAACCUGAAGAGCUGCUAAAGAUGUCCAAGAAGGGCCGCACCCUCAUGGUGUUUGCCACGGUGUCGGGAGACCCCACGGAGAAGGAGACGGAGGAGAUAACAGGCCUGUGGCAGGGCAGCCUCUUCAAUGCCAACUAUGACAUUCAAAGGUUCGUGGUGGGCUCCAACAGGGUGAUUUUCAUGCUCCGAGAUGGAAGCUUAGCUUGGGAAGUGAAAGACUUCCUGCAGAGCCAGGAACGAUGCUUGGAGGUCACGGUAGAAGGACAGGUAUUCCCAGGGAAGGCUGCCAGCAAAGACGACGGCAAACACAAGCAGCAGAAUGACGCGAACGCCAAGAAGACCAAGAAAAAAAAGACGGAGAGUAAAAAGGUAGAUUUAGAGGGGAACAGAGCCAGCGGUGGGAAACAGGAACUAUGAUGGAGUCAUGCAGAUGUUGACCUUCUUUUGUCCAAGAGGCUGCGGGGUCAAAGUCACAAAUCAAUAAACUCAGCAAUCCUCGCUGGGUUGGUUUCUCUUGACUGCUGAGGACACACGUGGGUCAACAUGUAGUCCAGAUAAACACUUGAAAUCGAACACUUCACAGAAAGCUCUAUCGUCAGUCCCGCAGCCCCCCUUUUGGGAUUAGAUGAAGACCCUGAUUGAUGGAUGCCAAUAUCCUUGGAAUGGUGGUAACUUACAACAUCAGCUGAGGAUCAAAUACUUAUAUUACCUACAAUUAAUUAUACCCGAUGUUCUUUUCCAUGGUCCAGACGUGCACGUUGGUGGUUCAAUUCCACCUAGCAACACUUCAAAAUCUGUCCAAAUUAGCUCACAUGUUUUCUUUUUGAUUUUCACUCACCAUAUGAAUAAAUGUUUGUUUUUUUUAAACACUCUUAUGGCUUUUGUUUGCAAAUAUUGUACAAAUUCAAAGCAAUAAACUGGUGUUUGUCUCGAAUGAGGGCAACACGGUAACAUUG
Messenger RNA from Doryrhamphus excisus (bluestripe pipefish), 1234 nucleotides. It is a transcript of the gene mesd, whose product is annotated as mesoderm development LRP chaperone. Gene Ontology annotation, biological process: protein folding. The record is from RefSeq and is a predicted model, not a curated record. Lineage: Eukaryota; Metazoa; Chordata; Actinopteri; Syngnathiformes; Syngnathidae.